This is a messenger RNA of Populus euphratica (Euphrates poplar), 450 nucleotides long. RefSeq names its product F-box protein PP2-A13. NCBI's taxonomy places the organism in Eukaryota, Viridiplantae, Streptophyta, Magnoliopsida, Malpighiales, Salicaceae. The record is from RefSeq and is a predicted model, not a curated record.
AUGUAUUAUGCAAUAUUCAGGUUGUGUUUGAAUUCCUGUGCAUGUUUUAAUAUUAGAAUAUAUAGGAUUAGAUGGUUUGGCUCUUCAGUUUCACAGGAGAUGUGGCUCGAUAAGAAAUACUGGUGGGUUUUUGUUUCGAUUUCUUCAAAGGGGUUAGCCAUUACUGGGAUUGAUUACAGAAGACAUUGGAACCACAUUUCAACUGAUUUUGCAUAUGUUCAAGAUAUUUGGUGGUUUGUAGUAGAUGGGGAGUUUGAGUUCGAAUUUCAAGGGACGUAUAGCCUAUUCUUCAGACUCCAGCUUGGCAGGUCCUCGAAGAGAAUGGGCCGUAGAGUUAGUAAUUCGUUGUGCAUCCAUGGCUGGGAUAUAAAACCUGUACGAUUCCAGCUAACAACUUCUGAUGGUCAACGAGCAGAAUCCGAAUGCUUUCUGGAAAAUCCUGUCAAUUAA